AUGCUGGUGCUGACAGAGUGAGAGCUUCGGCUCAGCUGCCGCCGCCAACCGAGGAGAGAUCAGCGCCGCCGCGCGAACUGGUUCACCGGGGAGGACCCGAGCCGUGCUGAACGGUCCGUGCGCCGCAACUUCACCCUCCUUGGGCGUUCCCGUAGCGGGGCCGUGCCGUCUUCGAGCGCGCGCGCGACGCCGACGCGGUGGCAGCUCGCUGCCCAUGCGGAGCACCGGCGGCAUUGCGCGGCUCGCCGGGGCACUGAUUUGUGGCGAGCGAGAGCUCGCGUUUCUUCGCUGCCCUUCCCAACCUGAUCCAGUACAUCGCCGUGAGCAAUCUCCGUGCAAUCGAGACGUCGCCGGAGGAACGCCGGUAUGCUCUGAAGAAUUGGAUCUAGUGAGGUUCAAUUGAGCUCAAGGAGGAAGACGCGCGGUUGCCGAGGAAAUGAGGAAGAAUUGGGGGUUCGGCUCCGGCCCCGCGCGGCCGUUCGGUGACCGCCGGUGGCUGCUCCCCUUCCUCGCGAGCCUGCUUGUCACGGCCACGCUCCUACUCGCCGCCGCCUGCGGCCUCUUCGCACCGCCCUACCCCGGCGGCGGCGGCGACGCCGUCCUGUUCGAUGUGGCAUCCUUCGCCGGCUGGGACGACGGCUCGUCGUCCGGCGACGGCGCCCGCUCCGUGGAGUCUGGGAUCAAGGACCGCGUCCUGGGCGACAACGCCGCCGCUAGCGACGACGAGAACCCUGACGACGCGGCCGUGAACUCGGACGACUCCGACGCCGAGCCGCCACGGAUCGCGUACCUGCUCGAAGGCACCAAGGGGGACGGCCUGCGGAUGCGGCGGACGCUGCAGGCCAUCUACCACCCGCGCAACCAGUACAUCCUGCACCUCGACCUGGAGGCGCCGCCGCGGGAGCGGAUCGACCUCGCCAUGUACGUCAAGGGCGACCCCAUGUUCAGCCAGGUCGGCAACGUCAGGGUCAUCGCCAAGGGCAACCUCGUCACCUACAAGGGGCCCACCAUGGUCGCCUGCACGCUGCACGCCGUGGCCAUCCUCCUCAAGGAGGGCCUCGAAUGGGACUGGUUCAUCAAUCUCAGCGCCUCGGAUUAUCCGCUCAUGACACAAGAUGAUAUACUUCACGUGUUCUCUUCUUUGCCGAGAAAUCUUAAUUUUAUAGAGCACUUUCAGUUAUCUGGGUGGAAAGUUAAUAUAAGGGCAAAACCAAUUGUUCUGGACCCAGGGCUCUAUCUAUCCAAAAAAUUUGACCUUACUACGACUACUGAGCGGAGAGAAUUGCCAACAUCUUUCAAAUUAUAUACUGGUUCUGCUUGGAUAAUGCUCACAAAAUCCUUCCUCGAGUACUGUAUAUGGGGUUGGGACAAUCUCCCACGAAACCUCCUGAUGUACUAUGUCAACUUCAUCUCCUCGCCAGAAGGCUAUUUCCAAACUGUCAUCUGCAACUCUGCUGAUUUUCGGGGCACUGCAGUUAGCCAUGAUCUGCACUACAUCGCUUGGGACUACCCUCCAAAGCAGCAUCCACUGAUCCUCUCAAUGAAGGACUUUAACAAGAUGGUGAAGAGCGGCGCACCAUUUGCACGGAAGUUUCCCAAGGACGACAAGGUCCUGGACAAGAUAGACCGUGAGCUUUUGCACCGCUCAGAGGGACGGUUCACCCCAGGAGCAUGGUGUGAUGGGAGCUCUGAUGGUGGGGCUGAUCCAUGUCUGUCUAGGGGUGAAGACUCUGUUUUUGAGCCUGGUCCUGGUGCUGAGAGACUGCGAGGCCUGAUGAAGAAGGUGCUGUCAUGGGAUUACCGUAAUGGCAGCUGUUCGUCACUCGCUUAUGACCAGACCAAGAGAGAUUGGUAUGUUCCUAAAAGUAAAGGAUAAUUUUGGUGUCUUGUGGUUUCUUAUAAAUGCAACACUUGACCCCUUCCAUGAAAUGAACAACACGAAGGAACACAACUUGUUGACCAAGAAAAAUUGUUUAUAUGUACUACUACUCAUACAUAUGACCAUAAGAGAGAAGCGGUUAUUGCACGGAAAUCAAUGAUGAUGGAAAUUGACAGAUCUUUCAUAUGUUCAAUAUCGCUCGUGUGCAAACUAGAAAAGAACAUUUCUCUCGUGCCCUGUUUGUGGUCAAGGUCUCACUUUCCACCUGUUUUUUGUGCCCGAUCACAAUCAAAUUGGAAGACCCUGAUUUGGACUGGACCUGAAGUAUGCAAAAGGGAAAGUCUGCCAAGAAUUUUUCCAUCUGUAGACUGGAUCACAUGCUGCAUUCAGAAUAAUCUGUUUUUUCCCUACCAUAGAUAAUUCUGCCUGUCAGGUUGGUAGCAUGAUCCAUAGCAUUGAGAGAUGUAGAUAGCCUCAAGUGUUCAACAGAUGAAGAGAUUCUCUUCCCAACAUGUCUAUCUGUAUGCCUGUGUGUCUUGAACCUGAAUUUUCUGAAUAGAGAGCAAACUAUCUGUCUUAAACUGAAACUCUAGAAAGCUUGGCUGAUUGGAUUC
Molecule: messenger RNA, 2493 nt
Organism: Setaria italica (foxtail millet)
Lineage: Eukaryota; Viridiplantae; Streptophyta; Magnoliopsida; Poales; Poaceae
Product: beta-glucuronosyltransferase GlcAT14B
Exons: 5
Coding region: 437-1876 (479 amino acids)
Cellular component (GO): membrane
Molecular function (GO): glucuronosyltransferase activity
Source: RefSeq, a predicted model, not a curated record